This is a messenger RNA of Colossoma macropomum (tambaqui), 2364 nucleotides long. RefSeq names its product macrophage-expressed gene 1 protein-like. NCBI's taxonomy places the organism in Eukaryota, Metazoa, Chordata, Actinopteri, Characiformes, Serrasalmidae. The record is from RefSeq and is a predicted model, not a curated record. Bases 10 to 2169 code for a protein of 719 amino acids. Gene Ontology annotation, biological process: defense response to bacterium. The transcript is spliced from 2 exons.
CUGGCAGUCAUGGGCUCAGUAAGCCUCUCUCUGUUGAGUAUCUUUGCAUUCAUCAGUGCCUGUGAUCUCCAUCCACUCAGUCGUCCAGACAAUGGACUUCGUGAGUGCCACAAAAAUAUUAGUGCACCAGCAUUGGAGGUCCUCCCUGGGGGAGGCUGGGACAACCUGCGUAACCUUGAUAUGGGGCGAGUGAUGAACAUGAGCUAUUCCCAGUGCCAGACCACCGAGGACGGCGUGUAUAUCAUCCCAGACGAGGUCUUCGUCAUCCCACAGAAGGUGAGCAGAGUGGAGAUGAACUCAGAGAUCAUCAGUUCAUGGCUGGAACAGAAAAGCACCACUUCAAGCUCCAUUAACGCAGACGGGUCCUUCUUCCCUGUACUCAACGCCAAGUUCUCUACUGAGAACAAACGCAUGAAAACCCAUCAGGUGAAAGACAAUUCUGUCACAUCACGUGUACAGGUGCGUAAUCAUCUGUACACUGUUAAGGUGUUUCCUGAUUUCACUCUGGACACCCGCUUCGCCCGUCAGGUACAGGAAAUCGCAGAUGCCAUCGAGAACAACCAAACCCGUCAGGCAGAGUAUCUGUCAGAGAAGAUGGUAUUUGAUUAUGGCACACACGUCAUCACAAGUGUUGAUGCUGGUGCUACUUUGGUGGAGGAGGACUACUUAAAAUCCUCUUAUGUUUCUGAUAUGCAGUUUUCUCAGUCUUCUGUUUCAGCAUCAGCUGGUGCUAACUUUUUAAAAAUAGUUGAAUUUAAAACUGGUAGUAAUGAAUCUCAAGAAACAUCUGAAACUCGGAGCUACCAGGGUAACAUUACAUACUCCAUAACACUGAGUCAUGGUGGGGCUUUGUUUUAUCCUGGCAUCACUCUACAGAAAUGGCAAGAGAGCACACUAAACAAUCUGGUAGCUAUUGACCGUAGUGGACUACCACUCCACUAUUUUCUUAAUCCAUCAAUGUUUCCAGACCUCCCACUGCCAACAGUGAAAAAACUAGCUCUGUUUGUGAGUCAGGCCAUAGAACGUUACUAUAAAAUCAACACUCGCCCUGGAUGUGUGAAUCCAGACUCUAAAAAUUUUAAUUUCCAAGCUAAUAUAAAUAAUACUUCUUGUGAGGGUCCCAGCACCAACUUUAGCUUUGGUGGAGUUUACCAGCAGUGCACUCCCCUGAAAGAUGGAGAUGCAAUCUGCCAGGAUCUCGCUGCAAAAAACCCAGCCACUGACUCAUAUUCCUGUCAGCAACCAUACUCUGCUACCCUAUUGCGCUCAGAAACACAGGAAAGAUCUUACGAUAAAUACGUGUGCAACACACACUGCGAGUCAUGUGGUUUUCUUUGGCUUUCCACCUGCUGUGAUCAAGUCUGUGGAAAUGUGUACUAUGUUGAGCGUGCACGCAUUGACACCUACUGGUGCUCCACUAAUGAAGUGGCUCCAGAGUUCUCUGGAUAUCUCUUUGGAGGUCUGUAUGGCCCUUCUUUACAAAACCCAUUAACCAAAUCCAGAUCUUGUCCUCCAAAUUUCUUCCCUCAGAAAUUUUUGUCAAAUGGCUUUAUGAUCUGUCUGAGCAGUGACUACGAAACAGCAACCAAAUUCUCUGUACCGUUUGGAGGUUUCUUUAGCUGCCAGUCUACCAACUUGCUUGCAGGAAACCAGUCUCACUGUCCACCACAGUUCAGUCAACAUCUUGCCGCCAUAAGCGAUGGAUGCCAGAUACUGUACUGUGUUCAGUCUGGUGUUUUCACUGGAGGCGAGUUACUACCCAUCCACCUGCCACCUUUCACAAGACCUCCAGUGAUUAUGAUGCUAGACACAAACACUAUAGCUGUGAUGACCGAUGGCGACCGCACCUGGGUGAGAGUCAAAGGCACAAAAAUGUGGAGGGCUGCAAAGCCUGAGGACCUCAACAAAAUAUCCCAGAUAUUUGAAGACUCCCCUCAGUCAGCAGGGAAAAAGGCUGGAGUUGCCGUAGGCGUUCUAGCCUCUGUGGCUGCCGUGGUGAUAGGAGUAGUAGCAGUGUACAUGGUGAAAAAGAGGAGGAGGAUUUUUGGUAGAGGCAGAGGCUAUGAAGAGAUUCAAAGUGCAACACGAAGUGAGACUAGUGUGGAGUCGCCAGCAGAGCGAGAAUCAGAGAGUCAGACUGAAAGCCCAACUCAAGCUCUCUUAGCAUAAUUAGUCUCUGGCGCUGUUUUUCUUCAUUUAUAAUCUUCAAAGCCUGUCAAAUGAUUUAUAAGCAAGAGCAAUCAAAAUCAACUUUCACUUCUAUUUUUGUUUACUAAUAUUCUGCUAUGUUAAUUAAAAUUUCCUGUGAUUGUAAAGCUUUGUUUUACUCAUUUUUCCUAUAAUAAAUGUAUUCACAUACUGACA